AUGGAGACGGUAAACCAUGUCCUCUUUGCAUGUCCAUCGGCUUGUCAGUCUUGGGCUAUAGUCUACAUCCCGGUGGGGGCUAUAACCUUCCCCACUGAGUCUGUAUACGCAAAUAUGGAUUAUAUUCUUCGUUUAACUUCAACAGGGGAUCAGAAUGGUUUGGGAUGGUUUUGCGAGCAUGCUCAGGAGCCUUCGCCAACGAUGGGUGCAAAGAAUCUCCGCAGAAGUCUUUCUCCCCUCCAUGCGGAAGUAGAAGCACUGGUGUGGGCAACGCGUUGUAUGAUUGACCACAAUUCCAGAGAUGUAGAGUUCGUUACCGACUGUUCAGACUUGGUGAAGAUGGUGUCUUCUCCUACUGACUGGACGGCUUUCUCUGUCUACAUGGAUGAUAUCACUAUUGAUAGGGAAGAAUUCUCGUCCUUUUCUUUAUCACUAGUUCCUAGAAGUUUGAAUGUUAAAGCGGAUUAUUUGGCUCGACAAGCUCGGUCCAUUCCGCAAUUAGUCAAGUAUGUCAAUAACUGUCUGUCACAUUGGCUCGUUUGA
This is a messenger RNA of Capsella rubella, 543 nucleotides long. RefSeq lists its product as uncharacterized. The record is from RefSeq and is a predicted model, not a curated record. Gene Ontology annotation, molecular function: nucleic acid binding; RNA-DNA hybrid ribonuclease activity. The transcript has 2 exons. The coding region runs from base 1 to 543 and encodes 180 amino acids. NCBI's taxonomy places the organism in Eukaryota, Viridiplantae, Streptophyta, Magnoliopsida, Brassicales, Brassicaceae.